AUGCGAUUGAAAUUUCUCGCCGGACUUGCCUUGAUCGGCCUGGUCGCGGCGAAAGACCCGAUUAGCUCGAUGUUCGUCUACGGCGCCGACGAGCAACCGCUGGUGGCCUCCAUCAUUGGAAACGACGCUACCGUAACGAGCUAUAAUAUCAAUUGUCGUCCUGGUACAGACAAAGAUGACUGCGGAAUGGGCGCCGGAUUGACGCUGCUGGCCGAAGACUCCACAACGACGUAUAUGAUGGACGAUCCCACUGGCGGCACUUUCUUCGCCAUCAUCUGCUCCGUCGACGAGAAGAAGUCAACGGCUGUCUGCCGAGCAACCGUUAGCUCCGCCUCGGGCUCCAGUUCGGGCCUCCACACCUCCACAACCACUACGAGUUUCUCGCGCUUACCGGUGACGAUAACCGGUGGCAAGGUGACGAGUGCGACACCCACCUGGCCGGGCACUAGUUAUUCUCACUCCACGGCUACAGGGACAGGGAAGGGGAAGGGGAAGGCGACGGCGACGCAGACAGGGUCCAGUUCGACAAGUAGUGGUGGCGGAAUGGCCAGAGUGACGGGGGAUACGGGGAUGAUGCUGGGAGCGGCAGCGGUGGGAUUGGCUGCUCUUCUUUAG
Molecule: messenger RNA, 615 nt
Organism: Aspergillus affinis
Lineage: Eukaryota; Fungi; Ascomycota; Eurotiomycetes; Eurotiales; Aspergillaceae
Product: putative GPI anchored protein
Exons: 3
Coding region: 1-615 (204 amino acids)
Source: RefSeq, a predicted model, not a curated record